GGCAGGGCGUAAGCGAGAGAAGAAGAGAACAGCAGUGGAAACUACACAGGACAAAAAAGAAAAAGAAGUUGGGGCAGACGUAGAUGUGAGAAAGCCUCGACAGCAGGGAACACAACCGCUCACACUGCCUGGGCUUUUAAAGCUGUACAGGGGGAAUCAUGGCCUCUCUGCUGUCUGGAUCUGUCUGUUUUCUUUAUAUCUUGUCAGCAGUCAUGCCCGCAGAUUCAGCACAACAGUUAAACACAGUCUACAGGGUGUGUGCUCGAGGUUACUUCUUGAGUGAUCAGGAAACAUGUCUGCCCUGUAACUGUAAAGGCCAUGCUGAUAGCUGUCAGGACAUCACCGGGAUUUGUAUUGACUGUCGGGACCACACUCUUGGAGAUUUCUGUGAGCAAUGUGAAGACAGAUUUUUACCUGCGUUUCUUCCUGAUGGCAGCUUCAUGUGUAGACCAUGUGCCUGCCCACUAUCACUGGAGUCUAACAACUUUGCAGCUCACUGUGAUAAGAGGGGUGAAUUUCUGAGAUGUGUCUGCCAGGACGGGUAUGCUGGGCACUACUGCGAGAGGUGUGCUCCAGGUUAUUAUGGCAACCCUAUGGAGUUGGGCAAUUCCUGCAAGAAGUGUGAUUGUAAUGGCAACUCCGACCCCAACCUUAUCUUCAACGAGUGCCAUAAUGUGACAGGACAGUGCCUGAACUGCUGGGCUGACACUGCAGGUGACAACUGUGAAAGGUGUGCACCUGGUUUCUAUGGCGACGCCAUCAGUGCUAAAGACUGUCAAGAGUGUCAGUGCAAUAAGUGUGGUACUGCAUCAUGUGAUGACAGGUCAGGUGUGUGCCACUGUAAGCCUGGGGUCACAGGUCAGCUGUGUGACAGGUGUGAGGACGGUCAUUCUGGAUUUGGCUCCUGUAUGGGUUGCCGUCGAUGUGAAUGUGCUUCUGCUGCCCUGCGUGCCACCUGCCACCCUUUAACACACAGCUGCCAGUGCCGCCCGGGGGCUGGAGGCCGGUACUGCGAGCGCUGCCUACCAGGGUUCUGGGAUUACAGCACAUCUGGCUGCAAGAAAUGCGACUGUCCAGAAGAGAACUGUGACCUGCACACAGGAGAGUGUCUGCCUGAGGCUUCACAAAUCAGCGAGUGUAAUAUCAGCUGUGACGCGUGUAUCUGGAAUCUGAUCGGAGACAUUCGGCAGUCCAACAAAACUCUGGACCAGGUGAGGAACAGCGUGCUGAACAUUUCUACAGGAGCUGCAGCCAAUGACAGAUUGAAGUACUACAACUACACUGCACACCAGCUACAGGCUCAGUUUUUGGGCUGGAAAAAGAAUUAUGCGAUGAUGAGUAGAGAUACAGAUGACCUGGAGGGCGAAACUCAAAAUCUGCUGACUGACAUGAUCCAGCUCGCAGGAGAGGAGGAAGAAGUGCAGAAUUUUGGAGACCAAGUGGAUCAAGAGACACUUGCCAGCUCCACACUAGCAAAGACACUCACUGCUAACCUUACAUCGCUCAAUGUCCUCAUUGAAGAUAUGAUCAGGGACUGGGAAUUAUACGGUGUCUAUCAGGAGUUAGAUCCUCAGGUAAAGUUGCAGAAACUGGCAGAAGCUGAACGGAUCUUGGGCUGGAUGAGAAAACUGAACCUUUCCCCAAAAGAACCGCUUGCUUCAGACGAGUCCUCCGAGGCCCAUGAAUUGCUCAGACGGGUGCGCAACUUUGAGAGAAAUCUGAUGACCACACAGGGCCGUCUGUCACCCAUACAGGAAGUUCUGGGUCGGUUUACUUCUAAACUCUUUCAAGCUCAGGAUCUACUUAGCAAAGCUGAAGACACACUGAAACAGGCAAUCAGCAAAUACAAGACCAACCAGCUCAAACUACAAAGGAGAGAGGCACAGCAGCAGCGUCUGAAAGACCUCCAUGAUAGCGUCGAUCAAACAAUAGUCACGGCUGAGGCUGUUCUCUCUGAGGCAAAUCACACUGUUCAUGAGGUGGAAGAUCUGAUCACGAAUGUGAGAGAACAGCAUGCAGAAAUUGACGGAGCUCGUGACUUACUGGAAAGAAGGACAGAGAAGAUAUCUCAGUCAGAUAGAGAAGUAGUUCUGAGAGCCGAGGAUCAUGCCGAUCAGCUGCAGAGACACGCUGAAGAACUUCAGUAUAAUCUGAAAGGAAGUGACGCAAACGGACAUGUGCAGAAAGCCCUGAACGCCUUCAAUGUGUAUGACAAUAUUGUCAAAAGCAUAGACGAUGCUAACAUCACUAGCCUGACCGCUCUCAACAUCUCCAGCAGUACUCAUGGUGCUGUUGAUGAAUUAAGCUCUCAGCUGAACCGCAUGCAUUCUCAGAGUGCAACAGUGCUGAAAGAAGCAUCAUCCCUACACUUUCAGCAGCAAGACAGCGAAUCUAUAGUACUCGAUAAUAAGAAAUACAUUGAAGAGACCAAUGAAAUGAUGGAUGGCUCCUCUAAAAAAAUAGCUAAGAUUAUCACUGAGAUCAAUGCAAUUCACAAAGAUCGUACCCCGAAGCGUCUGCAGUUCACUCAGGAAGUGGCUGAGGGCACUCUGAACCGCUCCGCUGAGGUGUUGGAGAAAGUGACUCCCAUUUUAAAGAGAGUGGAGCAGUGGGACGGCAACAUGAAGACUGAAGCCUAUUCCGCUGUAGCAUUCGACCGUACUGUUCUGUCUGCUGGCGAGGCGGUGAAGGACCUGUCAGCGAUUGUGCCAGAGCUGCUCAGCAAGCUGCGUGUGGUUGAAGAGAAAAAACCUGUGAAUAACGUCACCACGAACAUCAUGAAAAUCAGAGAACUCAUCGCACAGGCCCGAAGCGUUGCAAAGAAGGUGCAAGUGUCCAUGAAGUUUGAUGGCCAGUCUGCUGUAGAAGUUCAUCCCCACACCAAUCUAGAUGAGCUGAAGACGGUGACGUCCAUCAGUUUCUACAUCAGAGUAGACCCAGACAAAGACCCCAUAGAAGAUCGCUUCCUGCUUUACCUCGGAGACAAACAAGGAAAGAAGGACUACAUGGGACUUGCCAUAAAGAACGAUAAUCUGGUGUACGUCUACAAACUGGGUGAAGAGGAAGUGGAGAUUCCACUCAGUUCGAAGCCAGUUAGCUCCUGGCCUCCGGUCUUCAACCUUGUUAAAGUGGAGAGGCUGGGUCGGCAUGGCAAAGUGUUCCUGACGGUUCCCAGUCAAGACACCACAGCCGAGCAGAAGUUUAUCCAGAAAGGAGAGCCAGACGGGACAGACUCGCUGUUUGACCUGGACCCUAAAGACAUGGUCUUCAUAGUUGGAGGAGUGCCUCCUGGUGUAACGGUUCCUCCAAUUUUGAGCCUGGCUCCUUUCGUUGGCUGCAUUGAGUUAGAGACCCUGAAUAAUGAUGUCAUCAGUUUGUACAACUUUAAACACCUUCACAAAAUGGAUGUUAAGGCAUCGGUGCCUUGUUCCAGGCACAAGCUGGCUUUCUCUCAGAGUCGUGUCACCAGUUAUUUGUUUGACGGCACCGGCUACGCUUUAGUCAACAACAUUGAGAGUCGAGGAAAGAUUGGCGUCGUCACUCGAUUUGAUAUUGAAGUUCGAACUGUCGCUAACAACGGCAUCCUCUUCCUCAUGGUCAAUGAGACCAAUUUUUUUGUGCUGGAGCUGAAAAACGGGUUUCUCCGUCUGAUGUACGACUUUGGUUUCGCUAACGGUCCUGUCAUCAUGGAGAGUAACUUAGCCAAGCUGCAGAUCAAUGACGCUCGCUAUCAUGAGGUGUCUGUAAUCUAUCAUCAUUCAAAGAAGAUCAUUUUGCUAGUGGACAGAAGCCAUGUCAAGUCCUUUGAAAAUGAAAAGAAACCCCUACCCUUUUCUGAUAUCUAUAUAGGAGGAGCUCCUUCUAGAAUUUUACAGUCUAGGCCAGAACUUUCAUCCUUAAUUGGAUUGAAGGGUUGUGUAAAGGGCUUCCAGUUCCAGAAAAAGGAUUUCAAUCUCUUGGAGGAGCAAGGAACCAUUGGUAUCAGCAGUGGCUGUCCUGAGGAAUCAUUUAUGUCCCAUAAGGCGUAUUUCACUGGAAACGGUUACCUGAGCUCUACAGCUAAAAUCUCACCAUUCCAAUCAUUUGAAGGAGGACUGAGCUUCAGAACACUACAACCCAACGGGCUCCUGUUCUACCACAGAGAUGGGUCAGAUGAGUUUUCUCUUUCUCUGGAGAACGGUGCUGUGGUACUCCAGGCCAGAGGAACUAAAGUCAAAUCCCAGAAGAAGAGUUACAGUGAUGGGCGCUCUCAUUUCUUAGUUGCCUAUGUGACCAAUCAGAAAUAUGAAAUUGUCAUUGAUGACAAAGACAAGCAGGAUAAGAAGAAGCCGUCUUCCACGUCUCAGUCAGACAACAUUCCAAAGACCUUCUACUAUGGAGGCUCUACAUUGAGUUCCAUACACAAUUUGACUGGGUGCAUCAGUUAUGCCUACAUUAACAGGCAGGACAGAGACAUAGAGCCAGAAGAUUUCCAGCGCUACAGUGAGAAUGUCCAGGCAUCGCUGCAGGACUGCCCGAUUGAAAGACCCCCGUCUGCUCUGCUCAAAGACAACAGAGACUCCUCUAGAAGAAGUCCAGGGCACUCCCGCAAGGUGGGCAGGGAUGAGUCCAGCCUGCCACAUGGCUUGAAGAGCAAUCCUUUGAACAUUCUGGAGAAGGAGGAGGCGUCCUGUUACCUGUCGUCCCGCCCACGUGUAACCCCCCAUGCCCAUCACUAUGGGGGAUCUGCCCACAGCAGACUUGAGUACACAGGCAUCGCCAGUGCCAUCAAACAUGAAUCUCACUUCUCUCUGUCUCUGAAAACUCGUUCAGCGUUUGGUCUGAUCUUCUACCUGGCCGACACGUCUGAGGAGAACUCAAUGGCUCUGUUCCUAACUCACGGAAGACUGGUAUUCACGUUCAGCUCGGGCCAAAGCCAACUCAGAAUCCGAUCCAAGGAGAAGUACAAUGACGGACAGUGGCAUGAUAUUAUCUUUAUCAGAGCUGGAAAUAUGGGCAGAAUGCUAAUAGAUGGUCUUACAGUAUUAGAGGACAGAGCUCCAGGCAGAAACAGCUCACUGCUUGUCAAAGACCCUCUCUAUGUUGGCGGAGUCCCACCUCAUCAGGCUAUGAAAAACAUCCAGAAGACAUCUGUGUCGAGUUUCACUGGCUGUGUGCGGAGUCUCCAGCUGAAUGGCCGCUCGCUCACCUCUGCCUCCCACAGUUUUGGGGUCACCCCCUGCUAUGAGGGCCCCUCGGAACCAGGGACAUACUUCACUGAGGAAGGCGGAUAUGUGCUGCUGGAUGACUCCUUUCAUUUUGGCUCAAGCUUUAAGAUGGUGAUGGAGGUUCGCCCUCGUGUGGCUUCAGGGGUGCUACUGCAUGUCUUCAUGGAGCAGAAGGAAUAUCUCACCUUGUACAUCUACCAAAGCCAGGUGGUGGUUGUGGUGAAUAAUGGUAUCACUGAGUUCUCCACCCACGUCUCUCCCAGACAAGACAUCUGUGAUGGAAACUGGCACAAGAUCACAGUGAUCAGAGAUGGUAACGUGGUUCAGCUUGACGUGGACUCAGAGGUGAAUCAUGUUGUGGGAUCUGUCAGUAAAGCAGCACAGAGCAGCAGUUCCCCAGUGUUUAUUGGUGGAGCUCCAGACCCCAUGCUGUCCCACAGUCUGCUCAGCAGGAGAGGCUUCACAGGCUGCAUGAGGAGCGUGUUUGUGAACGAGACUCCAGUGAGCUUCAGUAAAGCAGCGCUGGUCAGCGGAUCAGUCGGGGUGGGCGCCUGUCCUUCUGCUUGACCUGUGCCCGCUCUGUCUUCAAGACCUCCCAAAGGAAGAGGUGUUUAUUGCUUGGGUUUCAGUAAAUGAAUGGAGCACCACCGUCACUGCAUUUAUCAUCAUUUAUAACUAUUCUAUUACUUUUGCAUUAUUUCCUAAACCUGAGCACGGCAUCCGUAAUGUUCAACUGAGACCGGAAGAUCUAUAUGUGUUUGAAUGACUGAUACUUUAAACAAAAGUAUGUGAGAGACCAAGAGAAAGACUAAACAGUCAUAUAUAUAUACUGUCUUGUCAUUUAAAUAAACUGCUUCACUUGCACUUCUAUUUACAA
Molecule: messenger RNA, 6084 nt
Organism: Danio aesculapii
Lineage: Eukaryota; Metazoa; Chordata; Actinopteri; Cypriniformes; Danionidae
Gene: lama4
Product: laminin, alpha 4
Exons: 40
Coding region: 159-5774 (1871 amino acids)
Biological process (GO): cell adhesion; regulation of cell adhesion; regulation of embryonic development
Molecular function (GO): signaling receptor binding
Source: RefSeq, a predicted model, not a curated record